CCUCUGAUAUGAGCGAAUGCCUAUAUAAAACUCAUGAUGAUAGUGUUAGAUCAAGACAUAUCCUUAGCACGGAUAAUACAAAUAAAAUAGAAGUGAUACUCUCAGAUCGUAAGAGUCAUUCCUUACACAAAAUUAUUAAUUGGAAUGAGCCAAUCCAGCCCAUUAUAGAUUUUGACUUGUCAGUAGAAACAUUAAAUGCUAUAUCUCCUAAGCUUUCAGGCAAACAGUCGAAAAAUUUAUUAUGUUAUGCUUUUAAAGAUACUUGUCUUUGA
Funneliformis geosporum is the source of this 272-nucleotide messenger RNA. Lineage: Eukaryota; Fungi; Glomeromycota; Glomeromycetes; Glomerales; Glomeraceae. The record is from the annotation of a GenBank genome assembly.